UUUUUUUUUUUUUUUUUUUUGGUUCUUUUUUUCGGAGCUGGGGACCGAACCCAGGGCCUUGCGCUUCCUAACAAACUAGCUUUAAAAAAAUAUUCUUGGGUGGAGAGAUGGCUCAGUGGUUAAGAGCACUGACUACUCUUCCAGAGGUCCUAAAUUCAAAUGCCAGCAACCACAUGGUGGUUCACAACCAUCUGUAAUUGGAUCUGAGGCCCUCUUCUGGUGUGUCUGAAGAUAGCAACAGUGUACUCAUAUAAAUAAAAUACAUAAUUUUAAAAAAAUAUUCUUCAUUGCCGAAGUGGUGAUCCCUGUCUCCUGAGUGCAUUAAUCCCAGUACUCAGGAGACAGAGGCAGGCGGGUCUCUGAGUUUGAGGCCAAUCUGGUCUACAGAGUGAGUUCCAGGACAGCCAGGACUACACUGAGAAACCCUGUCUCAAAAACACCAAAACCAAACAAAAACAGAAACAAAAAACCCCCGAAACCCAGGAUGAUCUGAAAAAGUACCCUACGCUGGGAAAGAGGUAGUUAUUGCCGACUUGAAACAAGUUAGAGAAUUCUGGAAGAGGGAAUUUCAACUCAGAAACUGCCUCCAUCAGAUCGCCCUGCAGGCAAGCCCUUUGGGGGCAUUUUCAUGAUUAAUGAUGGCUGUGGGAGGGCUCAACAUACUGGGGCGGUGCUGAGUUCCCGGGGCCACCCUGGCACACUGGCCUGGGUGGAUGCCUGUCCACUUCUGCUUUCACUGGCCCUCAGAGGCCUUGGUCUGGAGUGCCACUGCGGUCGCCUGCUAGCACGCGCCAGGGCACAGGACUCCUCUUUCUUGCAAAGCACUCCGGGGAGGCUGGAGUUUAAUCACACAAACAGUGUCCGGCUUCCUGUCCUCAUCCGCCCCCCUCCGGCCCGCUUCCCUGGUCCCUCCCUCUCCCCUGGCCCGAUCCGCCCACCAGCUCCCCCUCCCCAUCCCUCGGGUCCCGGGAUGGGGGGGCGGUGAGGCAGGCACAGCCCCCCGCCCCCAUGGCCGCCCGUCGGAGCCAGAGGCGGAGGGGGCGCCGGGGGGAGCCGGGCACCGCCCUGCUGGCCCCGCUGGUGCUGAGCCUGGGCCUGGCGUUGGCCUGCCUUGGCCUCCUGCUGGUCGUGGUCAGCCUGGGGAGCUGGGCAACGCUGUCUGCCCAGCAGGAGCCUUCUCAGGAGGAGCUGACAGCAGAGGACCACCGGGAGCCCCCUGAACUGAAUCCCCAGACAGUGGAAAGCCAGGAUGUGGUACCUUUCCUGGAACAACUAGUCCGGCCUCGAAGAAGUGUUUCUAAAGGCCGGAAGGCGCGGCCUCGCCGAGCUAUUGCAGCCCAUUAUGAGGUUCAUCCACAGCCAGGACAGGAUGGAGCACAGGCAGGUGUGGAUGGGACAGUGAGUGGCUGGGAAGAGACCAAAAUCAACAGCUCCAGCCCUCUGCGCUAUGACCGCCAGAUUGGGGAAUUUACGGUCAUCAGGGCUGGGCUCUACUACCUGUACUGUCAGGUGCACUUUGAUGAGGGGAAGGCAGUCUACCUGAAGCUGGACUUGCUGGUGAAUGGUGUGCUGGCCCUGCGCUGCCUGGAAGAAUUCUCAGCCACAGCAGCGAGCUCUCCUGGGCCCCAGCUCCGUCUGUGCCAGGUGUCUGGGCUGUUGCCUCUGCGGCCAGGGUCUUCCCUUCGGAUCCGUACCCUCCCCUGGGCUCAUCUUAAGGCUGCCCCCUUCCUUACCUACUUUGGACUCUUUCAAGUUCACUGAGGGGUCCUGCUCUCCCAGGUUCUUUAAACUUUAACCUAACAGCUCCCAGAGCACCACAGCACCUCCCCACCCCACGCCCACUCCUCCACCCUCUAGCUGUUCCUUGCUCCAGUCCUGUCCUCUCUUCCAAGGCAGCCAGGGCUUGAUGACAUGUUUUCCAUUCCACAGACAUAUUCCCGUUCUUCUGUAACCUCCCACCCCACCACAGCUGCCCGCCUCACGAGCUCCCAAAGCCCCCACGUACCCGACUACCCCGCCCCAACCCUGGGACCCUGUUUUUACUGACUAUGUGCAUCAGGCAUCAAGAUAGGCUGGACCUGGUGGCAGGAAGCCAAAGAACCUGGGACUAGGCCAGAAGUUCCCAAAUGUGAGGGGAAAGAGAUGGAGACAAGCUCCUCCCUGGAUCCCUGUGGAUUUUGAAAAGAUACUAUUUUUAUUAUUAUUGUGACAAAAUGUUAAAUGGAUAUUAAAGAGAAUAAAUCAUGA
Messenger RNA from Rattus norvegicus (Norway rat), 2247 nucleotides. It is a transcript of the gene Tnfsf12, whose product is annotated as TNF superfamily member 12. Gene Ontology annotation, cellular component: plasma membrane; perinuclear region of cytoplasm; extracellular region. Lineage: Eukaryota; Metazoa; Chordata; Mammalia; Rodentia; Muridae. The record is from RefSeq and is a predicted model, not a curated record. Gene Ontology annotation, biological process: apoptotic process; signal transduction; immune response. Gene Ontology annotation, molecular function: tumor necrosis factor receptor binding; cytokine activity.